AUGAAUGAAAUAGACAAAGUUACCUAUUUUAUUAAAGGUUUCAAACCCGCCACCAGAACAGAGGUAGUUUAUCAGGCACCAGCUACUUUAGAAGAAGCCUGGGUAUUGGCAAUUUGGUUUGACACAGCAAUGUUCGGCAUAGGAAGGCCCUCCACCAAUAAACCACAACAACAUUACAUUCAAAGAACCGGGAAAAGAGGUGGUGGUGGACCAACAUCAAUGGAGCUUGAUUAUGCCGGCAGUUCCUCUAACAACUAUAGUAAGAAGGAAAAAAAAGAGAAUUGUUUUAAAUGUGAGCAGGUUGAACAUUACACAAAAAAUUGUAAGGGCAAAUGUAAACAAAAACUUAUCAAUAUCGAAGAUAAGCCUCACCAAUUGACACAAGCUGUCACCAACAACA
Molecule: messenger RNA, 400 nt
Organism: Racocetra fulgida
Lineage: Eukaryota; Fungi; Glomeromycota; Glomeromycetes; Diversisporales; Gigasporaceae
Source: the annotation of a GenBank genome assembly